AUGCGAGCACUCCUGCAGACCAUCCUCUCAAGCGACAGCCCCAAAGAAUGCCUCUCUGCCUUGUUCGUACCCGAACGCGGAACUUUCUCUUCUUUCUCCAGGAAAAGAAAAAGAGGAGUCUCGCUAAGAAAGCAUGUUGCAUUCAUUGAAGACGCAGCGUCACAGGCUGCUACUACCGGGGACAAAUACGGUGCCAGCUGCCCGACUACCUUUCCGCAUUUCCAGUAG
Bipolaris zeicola 26-R-13 is the source of this 228-nucleotide messenger RNA. RefSeq lists its product as uncharacterized. NCBI's taxonomy places the organism in Eukaryota, Fungi, Ascomycota, Dothideomycetes, Pleosporales, Pleosporaceae. The transcript has a single exon. The coding region runs from base 1 to 228 and encodes 75 amino acids. The record is from RefSeq and is a predicted model, not a curated record.